AUGAGUAGCAGUGUAUCCAACUAUAACAAUAGCAAUGCAAGCCAAUGCAAAUACAAGUAUAAUAAUACAAAUCAAUAUAAAAGUCCAGAUCUUUACAACCAAGACGAUUCGAUAAUAAGUAUGAGCUCAAUUACAACACCAAAGGAUAACAUUAUCAAUGACUCAUUGUAUGAGAGCUCCAAUAGAGAUAGUAACAACACAAUCAUCAACCCCAAAGGAACAUCUGAUAAUUAUACAAGUGCUAAUCAAAAUUCAAAAUCAUCUUUAAAUGCCAAUAUAACGGCAGAAACAAUAUAUUCAAACUCCUAUAUUAGUAUAGAUUUAGAUUCCUUUGAGAAUCAAUGUAAUAAUAGAAACUCCCCGACUGCAUUCAUCAAAAGACCUACACCAGACACUUUGACUUCACCAACAUCUCUUCGAAAUACGGCAUCACUAAAUCCUAAUAUCGAUUCAUAUAUUAGCAUAGAUUCCUCAUCCAAUAAUGAUACAAGUAAUGAUUCAUUAUACCAAAAUGCCCAUAGUUCAUUCCCAAGCGUAAGAACAAAUCCUACCCCAUCUUCAAGAUUUAAUUCAAAGCGUAAUAGCACGCUUUUGAAUAAUACUAAUAAUAAUAAUAAUAAUAAUAAUAAUAAUAGCAAUAGCAAAGAGACAAUUAUGCACCCCCAAAGACCGCCAAUUCCAAGCAUGCAGAGGACAAUUAAUUUAAAUAAUUCAAAAACAAUAGAAAAUGCAAUAAAUGCUAUAGAUUUGGCUGCAACAGCCAAAGAAAAUGUUGCAGCAGCGAUACCUAAUGGAAAUUCCAAGGCCAUAUCGAACCAUCCUUAUUCUAUACGAGCGUUUAGUAAUCCCGAAACAAUUGAAGACGAAAAUUCCAAUAAAAUUUCAGCUAAUAAUUCAAACGCAGAUUAUCAUUCAUCAAACUCAAAUAGAAAUAGUGUCUAUUCAAAUAAGUCUAUUACAACAAUUCAUCCAGAGAGGCCACCUAUUCCUACGGCCAAAAAUUUCACGUCUAAAACAAUACCUUCUUUUCAAGAUAAGAAUAACGAUACCAAUAAAACAUUUAAUGGAAGCACCACCAAAGAUGUAGAUGCUAUUGUUAAUGGCAUCUCUCAAGCAACUAAGCUCAUGCCCUCUUCUCAAGGAAGAAAUAUACCUACAAUCAAAUACACUAAUACAGAAAGCAAUAUUUCUAUUAAUUCUUAUAACAAUAAGGAUGAAUAUGCCGACAAUUCAAAUCUUGAUGAUGAAACAAAUACAGUACAAACCAAAUUCACUAUUAGAAAUAGAACUAGAACUGUAAGUGAGAAUAAUACACUUUCAUAUCAAGAAAGAAGCAAUGAUAUUAAUAUCAAUGCCAAGUCAAAUCGGAAUAGUAUUUCUGCAGAUUUAAUUAGUACAAGAAUUCAUCCGGAAAGGCCACCAGUCCCUAAUACAAGUAAAAUUAUAAAUAUUCAAACUACAAACUCGAAAGGAGAUAAACCUAUAUCAAAGAGUAAUAUAGAUUUGACUUCAAAUCGAAAAUCUUUUAAUGGUACAAACUUGGCUAGAAAUGGCUUAUAUUCUAAUAAAGAUUCUUCUCUGAAUUCUUUUCAAAAUCCCAAAGACAGCAAUACUACCACAAGGAGCCUAAGUUCAGGUACUAAUGCCAGCUCAGAAGAUGCAAGCGCAAGAAGUAAUACAAACUUGAAGAGGAGUGGUGUUCAAUUAAAUAAACAAAUAAUUCAUCAAGAGAGACCACCAAUCCCUAAUACCAAUAAUAAUAGGAAUAUAAGCUCAUUAUUUAGUAAUAAUUCUUCUAAUAGAAGUUCAAUUGGAAAUAAUAAAAGAACUAACCUUUAUUCAAAUAGAAACUCUGUCUCUUCAAAACAAGAUACAAAUAGACUGCCAACCCCACCUGCAAACAGUAAUUCUAUUCAAGCUGAUUUAGAGGGGAAGCUAGAAAGUUUAAAAUCCGAUGUUAACUCAGAAUAUCCAGAACGGAGCUCAAAUCCAAAGAGGAAAUCAUUUACAACAUAUACUGAACGAGUUUCUUCAAAUGCAAGAAGAAUCAAUGAUUAUUUAGACAGCAAUACAAAUGCAAGAAAGGAAGCUUGGGAAAUUAGCUAUGCUUCUUUGAAUAACGACGAUGGUUCAACAAGCCAAUAUAAAAAUACAGAUACCAUAUAUCCUUUGAAAAAUUGUGUUAAACCGCCGCCUCCAAACAGUCCUCCACCUCCACACAAUCUCCCACUCCCACUUAGUCCUCCCCUUCCACGUGAUCCACCACCUUCACGUAUUUCUCCAUCUUCACAUAUUCCUCCACCUUCUUAUAUUCCUCCAAAGCCUUCCCAAUUUCUUCCACCACCUUCGCAUGUUCCCCCACCACCGAUAAACUUUAAUGAUACAACUAGACAAAACAGAGAAAAUAACUCGAGGAAAAGUUCUUCUAAUGGUUCUCAAAGGAGUAGCUAUUUCAAUAACGAUUAUUUGAAUAAAAAUCCAUAUAUAUCUGAUGACGAUGACGAUGACGAUGAUGAUGAUGAAUAUCUCGUUUUAAAAAUAAGUAAUGGUAUAAGUCCAUUGAAAGAUACAAAUUCAAAUAAAAUAAAUACAAAAGAUAGAUAUUUAAAUAUUUCAAAUGAAAAUAUUUAUCCAAGUAAAAACUCCAACACAUUAUCUCCCAUACCGAAAUCCAAUCGUUUAAGUCCAAAUAGAGAUUCCUCCAAUAGAGACUCAUUUAAUGGUUAUUCGGAUCGGAAUUCAGCAAGUACUUACUCAAAUAGAGAUUCUAGCAGUGCUUAUUCGAACAGUACUUACUCUAAUAGAAAUUCUGGAAAUAUCCUUCUAAAUAUUAAUCAAAGUUUGUCAAAUUCUGAACCAAAAUCAUAUGAUAGAUUAUCGAAGCAUAAAUUGUCUACAACUGAGUCGGAUAGAUAUUCAAGCAGUAGCUUUGAUAAUAUACAACCAGUAAAUGAAAAGCAACAAUCCUCGACGCUAAACAGAAAUUCAAUCACUUAUUCUUCUGGUCACGAUAUAUUGUCAAAGAGCAAUCAAUAUCCUAAAAAUUCCAAUAGAUAUACCAAUUGCUUUGAUAUUGGUAAUGAGUUAGCAAUUAGGAAAUCACCCCAACAAUUACAGGAUAAUUAUGGAUCGUCGGCGGGUAGCAAGAAUACUGAGGCUUUGUUAAGCAAUAAAGAUUCAAUCUAUAAUAAUGCUCAACAAGGUUUUGAACCAAAUAGUGGGUUUACUAAUAAUAAACCCCAUCCAGAUUUGCCAAUGAUGAAUGGUAGAUCUGUAGUGCAAGGCAAUAGGGCCACUAGAGAAUUCCUACUUAAAAGUAGUAGAGAUUCCUCAAACACAAUAAUAAGUACCACAUCUAAUCAAACCGAUAAUACUACUACCACUGAAAAAUCUCUUGAUACGGACUUAGACUUAUUUAAAAGGAAGCCAAGUAUCGUUGUGAAUACUGCUCCUGAUAUUCCAUCUAAAUUUAUAACAUCAACUAGCAACCCUCAAACGACUACGAGUUAUAAUUCCGGCUAUUCUACUGAUUCAUCUUCUAGUUCAAUUUCUGAAUCAACUGCCGGAUCACUUUCUCUUUCUGCCUCUAAUGAGGCACACACUCCAAAAGUAAAUAAUAAAUUUUCUACAAAUGAUACCCUUACUAUUGAUACAGAAUAUCCAACACUUGUAGAAUCUCCAACCAUGAGCACUAUUCAUUCUUUUACUACUACACAAUUUACAACACCAGAUCCUAAUGAAAAAGUGCCAUCAAUUACCGAUAAGGAAAUUGCUUAUAAAAUGUUGUUACAUGAAUAUUUUAAAGUAGAAUUUAAAGAAUAUGCAAAUUAUUUAGGUUCGAAAAAAAAUAAUCUAAUAUUGCAAAGCUUUAUUGGCCUUUUGAAGCCCUUGCCAUCUUCUUUGCUAGACUGUCUAAUUCAGCUCUCCAAGUCAGUUUAUUUAAUAGCUGAAUCUCAAAAUUUAGAUAGAAUAUUGGAAGAAUUAUCAAAGCAAUAUGCUAAACAAUAUCCUGAUUCUAUAUUCUCCACUCAUUUUGAACUGUAUCACAUUGUUUUAUUUUCGCUUUUAAUCCUAAAUUCAAAUUUGCAUACAUUUGUUGGAACCUCCUCAUCUAUUACAGUAUCACUUAGUAUAUUCAUUGAUGAUACACUUUAUGCUUUGAAAAAGGAAUGUGACAGAAAAAAAUGGGAUUAUUUAGAGCUAGUUGAAAAUGUAAGUUCUGAUGAGAAUAUUAAAACUGCUUUAGCCAAAUACUAUAAGGAAUUGGAACUUCGUCAAUUGCCGUUGUAUGAUCACGAGGAAAUCUUAAAAAAUAACAGUAAGAAGCAUGGACGUGCACAUUUAGCUCAUGUGAACCAAAAAGCUGUAGCCCAUGGCAUUAGCAAUACCACAUCAAAGAUUAAAAAAACAACUAAAAAAUCUUAUUUAUUAAAAAGAAGCGCCAGUAUCGCGACUCUUGCGAACAGCCACCCUACUGAUGAUGGUCAUAACAGACAUUCUGGCAGAAACUCUAGAGGUAAGGGCAAAUCGAAUUCAAGGUCGAAAACAAGGACCACUUCAAAUUCAAAAUCAGCUAAAAAAAUUAAUAAUAGACGUGCAAUAAAGGGAUAUUCACUAAAUGAGCCCUUACUUGUACCAUUUAAGGAUCUUUAUAAAAAGGAGAGUUUUGAUUAUGAGCUUGUUACUAAUCAUGAAUCAAUUUGGUAUGUGGAUGAUAUUAUUAUGACACCACAAACUAUAUUCAGUGCACAAAUACAAUUAAUACCACAGGUUCAACCCACUCAACUUCGAAUACCUUCUGGGUCUAGCUUAAUCUCAACUUCAAAUUCAAGUUCAACAUCAAACAUUUCGAAAAGCGAUCUAAUAUCUAUGGAAACCUCUACAAGGACAAGGUCUAGUACAAGCUCAAAACGUAGGGCCAGAUCUAGUUCAAGAUCAAGGGUAAAAUCUCACUCUAGAUCAUCAUCAGCAUCCACUAUUACAUCUCGCUCAGUUCCGGUCGGGCCUACAAUAUCAAAUGAGGAAAAUGAAAAGAAAUAUCAAACUCAACCUCAAUCACAAUCUAUAAGAAAAAAAAUAUUGUCCAAUUUGUUUAGAAAACCUAAAUCCUCUCACUCACAAUACACAGAUGAUGCUGUUUCAAACAACUGGGAUACAAUUGAAAUUUCUAGAAUAAAUAGUAAUACUGUACGACUUUCAGGAUCAUAUGAAUAUGUUGAAGGUUCUUUCCCCAGUUCAAAUAUAGAUAGAGUUGUUAAAGUUAACAGCGAUUCAGGUCCAUUAGAAAAUGAUGCUAACUUUGGUAUGGCAAUUGCCAGAAUUAUCGUAAAAGAAGGGCGUUUAUAUUUAUUUAAAAUCCCCUUGUCAUCAAAAUAUCCCAAUGAUUUAAAAUUGCAGUUACAAGAAAAUGCAGAUUAUUUGAAUCUAAUCCAAUCAGAAAAUAUUGAUUUAAAUAGUUUACUUACCUUUAGAGAAGCUCAUCAAUCCUUUAAAAUUUAUAAUCUGAAGGAUACUAUUGCCAUCGCAAAAGGAAGUGAGAAGGUACUUGUAGAAUUUUCAGAUGAAAAGACAUUACAGUUUGAUGUUUCUAAAGAAAAUGCAGGUGAAAUUAUUAAUUGUAUUAAUUUUUGGUCAAGCAGAACUUCAAUUCCGCCUAAUUUAUUAGAAUCAUCAUUAGAUGAUACAAAACAAUACGGUUGGUCAUUACCUAUUUCAGAUACAGAUAUACUAGUAUCAACUUGGGAACCUCCACAUGCGCAUUCUAUUACCAUGGCAAAUGUCGUGAAUAAUAAAGAAUUAGUCGAAUGUGUUGAUGAUUGGGUUAAUUAUUUAUCAGUUGUGAAGGAUAUGAUGAUAGAGCAUGAAUCAAUUGAGCAGAAGAUCAAACAAAUCUGGUCAAAAGACAGCAUGAAUUCCAAUUACGAAAUCGUGAUGAAAAAUUGGAAUAAAAAAACCAAUAUUUGCACAGACAAAUUAGACGUUGUAAAGAAUAUAUUCGUGUAUUAG
This is a messenger RNA of Henningerozyma blattae CBS 6284, 6006 nucleotides long. It is a transcript of the gene YEL1, whose product is annotated as Arf family guanine nucleotide exchange factor YEL1. Gene Ontology annotation, molecular function: guanyl-nucleotide exchange factor activity. Gene Ontology annotation, biological process: regulation of ARF protein signal transduction. The record is from RefSeq and is a predicted model, not a curated record. Lineage: Eukaryota; Fungi; Ascomycota; Saccharomycetes; Saccharomycetales; Saccharomycetaceae. The transcript has a single exon. The coding region runs from base 1 to 6006 and encodes 2001 amino acids.